Molecule: messenger RNA, 1595 nt
Organism: Homarus americanus (American lobster)
Lineage: Eukaryota; Metazoa; Arthropoda; Malacostraca; Decapoda; Nephropidae
Exons: 5
Coding region: 237-1595 (452 amino acids)
Source: RefSeq, a predicted model, not a curated record
GCGUAUGUCACCCCUGUCAGUUACUGUGUAGUGGUAAUAAGUUUUCCCCACAAAGUUUAUAAAAAAAAAAAAAUCGAUUCUGGUAAUAUUUUCAGAAUAAACCAAAUCGAUUUAAGUUAUUACAAUUGCGAGUUUGGACAAGUGAAUACAAUAAACAAUUGAUAAAAAAGGAGAGCAAAGAGAGAAUAAGGAAACACAGGGCAGGGGAAACCGCCAAGACCCUAACAGACGACACCAUGUGCAAGACCUGCCGAAGACCGCUCCACUGUGAGGGUAACAAGGACCUCGGUCCCUGGGGACUCAGAGGAGCCUACAAGUCCGUUGCACUGACUUCACGCCGCCUGUGGACAGCGCAACACCACCGUGACGAAGAGAAAAGUGAGGAGCAGGGGUCAUCUGCGAGAUCCUCGAGUGAGCUUUUGGUUAACAGAGUCGACGACUGUCUGAGUAAGGAGGAUAAAGGGAAAAGAGACAGCGCCCUCGCCAACGUGUUUGGUGGGGCUCCUCUUUUUCACACCCAUGCACCAUCUCACGCCCAUGUCCAAGUAGAUACUGACGACAACGAAGUCUUCACAGUGUCCAAUUUCAAAAAGGGCGACAACGCACCGAAAGUGAGUGGAGACAGCCCCAACUGCAGCAACAUCUCUAAGGCAAGUAUUGCCUCUUUCGAAAGAAAUAAUGAGAAGAUAACAAAGACAAAACCACUAGUCCACCAAGACGAUAACUCUAGGUAUGGAAGAAAGAUAGAACAGGCCAAUCCGCCGUCGGGAGCAACCGAAGUAGGCGUUGUAGGUAGCUUGCAACCAAGCGUCACAAACACCACGACACUGGAGCCCUCCAAGGAACCCAGGAGCCGUCCCUUUUUCUUUCUCCCUUCUGAAGACGAAGAAGAGGCCUCACACACCGACAGUGCUGACCACAAUUUACGUUCAGACCCAGACCUUUACCCCAUCCCUAAAAACGGCGGCAGUAGCCACCAUUCUUCAACCUCACCCAAGGAUAAACCUCGCACCCCCGUCUCACCACCCAGUCCCCAGAAACAAUCUCCUCCUGCCGAUGGUUCGGUCGAAAUCAAGAACCGAAUCCGGUAUUGCCUCCAACGAGCCAGAAGCAGAAGCACAUCACUUGGUGGCUUAGGAAGCUUCGAAGCAGGUCUAUACCGUCUUGAAGGUCUAUUGGACGGAAAGAAAGACGACGGCCACUCCAAAGACAACCCCGCCCACCCUACCCUCUCUGGCCUCCCCUCCUCCAAGCAGCGGCCAGCGGAGCAUGUGGCAGCCUUAAUGCCUAAGUACAAGGACACUGGCACCAUCACAGAUGUGUGUUCCGGUGACAAUGUAGCAGAGGUUGAGCUGAUAAGUUUGGUCCAGGAACAAUUCCCUCGUUACAUCCUACGCGCCGACACCGUUACCGAGUUUUCCGGAUACGACAACGCCGACUGGGGAGUGAGCUUCCCAGCAUUGAAGGAGGAGGAAGUAGAGGCACUUAGUCCAGAGCAGGCGGAGGGAGCAUUAGCCUACUUUGAUGGUAAUGAGUGCCAGUCCCCCUUCAGUGCCACUUAUUGCAGGAUGCCACUUGAGCUCCGAAUCCCCUAA